GGCCGAUGGACUGGAGGCGGGAGAGGGACCUGCCGUCCUUGGGGGCCGUGGACAACAGGCCUUGCUUGACGCUCAAGAGAAUGACAACAGGCCUUGCUUGACGCUCAAGAGAAUGGUGUCCACAUCGAACUUCUCCAGAUGCUCGCACGCCUCCAUCCAGCAGCUAUGAUUGCUCUUGAUGUCCUCUACGCCAUAACCCUGCUCCCGCCCGAAUGUCAGGACUCGCAGACGCGGCGCGCGCCACACCCGCCUGCCGGCGCGCACGGCCGCAUACUGGCAGGGCAUGUUGUGCACCUCCUCCAGGUUUGACAGGUCGACGGGGGAGGGGGGCAGCGGCUCCGCCGACGUGUCGCAGCGAAAGCUGCUGUCGUGGUCGUCGUCGAAGCUGAUGACUUUGAUGGACGAAGCGGGCUGUGGCACAUGGUGUGCCGGCCGUGCUGUCCCCUCCUCACCCCCCUCCUGCUGCACCUUCUUCUCCUCGUCGUUGAUGGCCUUGCGCGCCGCCGCAUUGCCCUCGAUCAAUGCCACCCAAGUGCCACGGCACCAGCGGCUGAUCGACUCGAAGGGCAGGAUGGUGUGCAGAUGCGUCAAAUGGCUCGCGCGCUGCCCCCACUUGUAGGCUGUCUUGUGGGGCAUCCGCCCCCACAGCUGGCGCACGCCGCCCUUGGCCGAUCCGUCGAUGGUCAGGUGCGUGUAGUUGGCGGCCGCCGCGUCGAAGAGGGCCUGGCCAAGGACGCGGCGGCGAUGCGUCAGCUCCCAGGGGUGGAAGGAGCCGAACACGUUGGCGAGCUCGUCACGAGAGAGACGGAGCCGGCCCUUCAACACAGACAGACACGUUGACACAAAGGUAUAUGAUUGAGUGUGCAGAGGUGGCGGGUCGUUCGCUUCGUGUUCUCACCGGCGGCUGGUUGGGUGGCUGUCGUCCCGAUACAUGGACCUGUCGAUAUGAAGGCUGCUGUGGGGCAGCGACACUCAAAUCGGAAUCAGCUGCGGCCACCUGAGUCAAGCGCAAUGACAACAACGAACACAGAGAACCGUCUCCACCCCUUCCCUCCAACUCAUUGUCAACGUGUGUGUGUGUACCUCAGCGGCUGGUCCGUCUGGCGAUGCGUCGACAACAUCCAUCUCACCACCACUCCCACUACCACCACCGACAAUCGCUGCAGCGGGCGAGCCGGAGUCGUUCGUGUGCUGUGGGCCAUCUAGCGCGGCCGCAGCUGUGCCGCUCGCCUGCUCUGUCGGAUCUAAUGCUGCCACUGUGGUGAUUGCCUCCAGCCCCGCCGACACAGCAGACUCGGCAACUCGGAAUUGACCCGACGCAGCCCCGAGCGAGAGCAGCGCGGCCAUCGUGUCACCAGAUGCACCGCCCUGACGUAGACGCACAUCGCAACUCAGCUGCCACAUUGCACAGACGAAAGGGAAGACAAUUGUGUGUGCUCGGUGCCGGGAAUCUCAGGCACUCACCUUGAUUUUGUUAUGCAGCUGCCGGAUCUUCUCAAGCAAUACAUCCCCCUCGGCACGCAGCUGCACGACAACACACAGGAAGCAAGACAGCCGUGUGUGAGCAGACCCACAGAUAAUCACAUGCGCGUGUGGUUGGGCUGUUGGCUGUCUGUACCUCGCUGAUGCUGGCAGGAGCCAUACUCGCACCGGCCGCCUGACCCGACCCCGCCAUGAAAUCCUCCGAUGCAUUACGGUCGGUGAUCCUCCAUUGCCGACAACAAGAGCUACUGGAUGAGUCAGGAGGCCGCUCGCUCAUGGCCAUUCCUAUCGACGACCUCCGAAUGUGGCGGCGGG
Molecule: messenger RNA, 1797 nt
Organism: Vitrella brassicaformis
Lineage: Eukaryota; Vitrellaceae
Source: the annotation of a GenBank genome assembly